Messenger RNA from Aspergillus pseudoviridinutans, 1020 nucleotides. RefSeq lists its product as uncharacterized. The coding region runs from base 1 to 1020 and encodes 339 amino acids. NCBI's taxonomy places the organism in Eukaryota, Fungi, Ascomycota, Eurotiomycetes, Eurotiales, Aspergillaceae. The record is from RefSeq and is a predicted model, not a curated record. The transcript is spliced from 2 exons.
AUGCAAGACACAGGAGAAGAGCCCGACUGCAAUAUCUACCUGGCGCGGAUGACCUCAACUAGCCCGGCAAUUAUUGUCCUUUACCGCGCUUUUGUCAAUCGCCAGCCAAUCUCUUACUUUUGGUCACCGUUAAUUCAACACGGUCGCGUCGCUAUUGUGACCGGCUCUGGUCGUGGUUUGGGGCGCGAAUAUGCCCUCCUCCUCGGCCGCCUUGGGGCUGCAGUAGUCGUGAACAGCACCACUCCUGCAACAGCAGAGGCCACAGCAAAGGAUAUUAUCGAGGCUGGUGGGAAAGCCAUCGCCCAUGUUGGUAACGUGGCAGACCGCGAGCUUGCGAAUGCCCUCGUGAAAACCGCAGUCGAUAAAUUCGGACGCAUCGACAUCGUCAUCAAUAACGCCGGAGGAGCCAAUGGUUCUGACUUCGAUCGCAUUUCAGACUCUCAGCUUUGGGACAUGCUACGGGUCCACCUGGGAGGAUCGUGGAACGUCACACAGGCAGCCUGGCCAUAUAUGAAAAGCCAGAAGUUUGGUCGCGUCGUACUGAUCACGUCGCCCAUUAUGUUUGGGAGCGCCCAGCAGUCAACCUAUGGGGCUGCUAAGCUUGGCCUUCUGGGGUUGGCCAAGUCUCUCGCGAUUGAAGGGAAGGAGCACAACAUCUUUGUCAACACAGUUGCACCUAUGGGUUUCACUCCUGGUUCGGCUGCGAGCGUUCCGGAUGAGCAGACCCAGAACUUCAUGAAGGAGCACAUGCCCGCUCGCGAUGUCGCCCCCACAGUGGCGUGGUUGGUCCACGAGGACUCCAAAGUCAAUGGUGAAGCUGUCGCCGCUGUUAGUAGGCUUGUUACCCGCAUCUUCUUGGCUGAGACCAAGGGCUUCUUUGGCUCUGCGGACAAAGAUUGGACCAUUGAGACUGUCAGGAACAAUUGGGAUAAGGUGGUUGAUGAGAAGGACUACUCCGUCCACACUGACAUAGCGGAGUUUGGCCCCAAGAUUUUCCAGCGUCUUGCCACAGGUCAAUGA